Chlamydomonas reinhardtii is the source of this 1103-nucleotide messenger RNA. RefSeq lists its product as uncharacterized. The record is from RefSeq and is a predicted model, not a curated record. NCBI's taxonomy places the organism in Eukaryota, Viridiplantae, Chlorophyta, Chlorophyceae, Chlamydomonadales, Chlamydomonadaceae. The transcript has a single exon. Bases 292 to 1080 code for a protein of 262 amino acids.
CUCAAUAGCAGAUGUCGGCAUCACUUCUUGGACGGACUAGCUUUAUGUAGCAGGAGUGCCAAAAUGCCACAGUAGCUUGGACCAGUUACAAUGUCACUUAGGGACUUCAAAGUUCCAAACCCUAUAAGUGCAGGCGCUAAAAGGACGGAUCGAAUUGCGAAGAGGAAAAACCCGAAUCAAGUUAGAGUGCGUGUGCGACCUCGCAUUGAACAAAGCAACACUCAACAGGAAGUAGGCCACCACCAGCUAGAAGAUGAUGAGGGAGAGCAACAUGCUAACGUGGAAAUGCAUAUGGGCGCUUCAGCAGCGGAUCCGCUGCCGCAUGUGCACAGCGAGUCCGAUGAUGAAGACACCGAGCAAGGCGACGACGCAUCAGUGGACGUUGCAGCUCAGGUUAGGGUCCGAAAGGCGUUCUUAAAGCACUACGCCUCGGGGGCAGACAGCCGCAGCCGCCUCCUCGACAGUGCCGCCGACACGCUGCGGGCGUUGGCCCAGGCCAUCCCACGCACAUGUCCUGGGUGCGGCGUGUCCGCGGUGUUCGGGGGAAAGCGAUGUUCCGUGACAAUUGUCACAUGGGAGCAGCCUGUGAUCGCGGAAAUACCUGUGGGCUGGUGCACAACGUGCAAGCAGGGCUGCAACUUGCUGCCGGUUCAGGCGGACUGCGUCUCCGACUCGAACAGCGGGUGGGACCUCGACCGCGCUCACUCUGGCAAGAACGUUCUCUGGUGGCACCAGUCCGUGCUGCAGAUGUAUGACAUCCUGUCAUUCAGGACCAGACAUCUCAGCGCAGACGCGUUUUGUGACGCUAUGAUGAACAGCUGGGAGCGCAAUGGGAUCUCCCGUCCAAGCUCUGUGUCGGCGACAACCCUGCGCCAGCGCAUGCGCGAGGCGCUGCUGCUGUAUAUGGACUGUCAGAACGUCAUCGAGGACUACCCGGAGGACACUAUAACCGACUGGCCUCGCGGCGCCCUGAACAGCUGCCCCUGCUGCGGUGACAGCGUCACAUGCAACGGGCUCCAUUGCGGGCUGCUGCAGGCGCUGUCGUACCUGCAUGACAAGUGGCGAAGGUGGAGGCUAUAAGUAACUUGUAACUAAAGGUUCAG